UUUUUAAAUCGUAGUAUUUCCGGGAGGAGUGUCAUGGCGGACAUCAGCGAAUAAAUUAUGAGUCAGUAAUAAUAAAUCACUAUUGAACCGAAAAAUGGACUCAAUAAAAACUCCGAAGGUAGAGAAUGUCAAGCUGCUGGAACGUUUCUCUUCCCGGAACGCGGCAGUGGGAACCCUGUACCUUACAGCAACCCAUCUCAUAUUUAUGGACUCCUCGGGCAAGAAGGAAAUAUGGAUCCUGCACAUGCACCUGGCCCAGGUGGACAAGUUGCCCCUGACUACGGGCGGCUGUCCUCUGCAGUUGCACUGUCGUAACUUCAUGUGUAUCACAUUCAUCCUGCCCCGAGAGAGAGAAUGCCAUGACGUUUACACAUCACUCAUGGAGCUUUCAAAACCAGCCAACAUAGAGUCUCUGUAUGCAUUUUCCUACACCGAUCAGAUGGAUGACUACUCUAAAGAUUAUGGGUGGGACUUGUUUGACACCAAAACAGAGUUCAUGCGACAGGGUGUACCCAACGACCAAUGGGUGUUGUCGGAACUCAAUAACCAGUAUGAGAUCUGUGACACGUAUCCUAAGCACCUGUAUGUGCCGUCCUGUGCGUCCACUCCGGUCAUCAUGGGCAGUUCCAAGUUCCGGUCUAGAGGCAGACUACCAGUGCUUUCAUAUUACUACAUACAUAAUGGGGCGACGAUAUGUCGGUGCAGUCAGCCGCUGGCAGGAUUCAGUGCACGUUGUGUGGAGGACGAGCAGCUACUGCACGCCAUCCUGAAGGCAAACCCACCCAGCAGCUACAUGUAUGUCGUUGACACACGGCCCAAGAUUAAUGCGAUGGCCAACCGUGCACAAGGCAAGGGAUAUGAGAAUGAGGCCAACUACAGUGACAUCAAGUUCCACUUCAUCGGCAUAGAGAACAUCCACGUCAUGAGGGGCAGUCUGCAGAAACUAGUGGACGUAUGUGAACUCAAGAACCCGUCCAUGAGUUCAUUCCUGUCUGGUUUGGAGGCCAGUGGUUGGCUGAAACACAUACAGGCCGUGCUGGAAACAUCUGUGUUCAUUGCCAAGGCUGUGUUGGAGGGUAUCAGUGUGCUGGUGCACUGUUCUGACGGCUGGGACCGCACCGCCCAGACCUGCUCCCUCGCCUCACUCAUGCUGGACCCUUACUACAGAACCAUACAGGGAUUUAUGGCAUUAAUAGAGAAGGAAUGGCUCUCGUUUGGCCACAAAUUCACAGACCGGUGCGGAUUUCUGGGCUCUGUUGACGUCAAGGAAACGUCACCUGUGUUCACCCAGUUUCUCGAGGCCGUGUGGCAGAUGACUCAGCAGUUUCCGUGUGCGUUCCAGUACAAUGAGCGCUUCCUGCUCACACUCCACGACCACCUGUACUCCUGCCAGUUUGGGACGUUUAUUGGAAACUGCCAGAAGGACCGCCUGGACUUGAAGUUAUCAGAGCGCACAUACUCGCUGUGGGGCUACCUUAACAAGCGCUCCAGUGAGUUCCUGAAUCCACUUUUCAAGAAGGAGUAUGAGGUCACCAUGCCUGUCCUCAUUCCUAAAGUGUACCCUCAGUGUAUCAAGUUCUGGCGUGGCAUGUACAACAGGUUUGAGACAGGGGUGCAUCCUAGAGACGAGGUGAAGGACAUACUGAGUGCUGCACGGGAUCACAGUGCCUCCCUCGAGGACCAUGUCCGCCUGCUGGAAAAGAGAAUCACUCAAAUCUGUCAUGUUCUGGGAAAAUCGGACGAGAUAAUUCAGCGAACUUUGCAAGGCAGUUCAUCGAUGGAGUCAUUAGACACAAUACCAUCGGAAAAUGACCAGCAUCCAAACCACAAAGCAAACAGACUGUUAGAAGGCUGUGUAAACAGUGAUACCCCCUUACCUAGUGACAAGAGGGACUUGUCAGAUAAGAGCAAAUUUAUCGACACUGGACUAAGUCAAACAAAAAGUGACUCCGAAUCUGGUUUUGACGAAUCGUGCUCCAACAUGUCAAGAUCAGGUAUUGACGACUGUAACUCCACAAUUGAGAACGGCAAUAUAUCUCGCUCCUCAAGCUUGGAAAAACUUAACCUUGACCAGUUAAAACUGGAAUUAGAUUCUGUUGCACUGGAGUGGAAAUCGUUUCGCAACAUAUUCACCUGUAGUUGUGCUUUCCCAUUUGACCACUUUACGAAAAAGUUCCACUGCUGGAGAUGCGGUGAGGUGUUUUGUACCCGGUGUAUCGCGCGCUACAUUCCCCUGCCCGGCCACGACUCACACCGACCGGUCCCCGUGUGCAAGCCGUGCUACAGACAUGUGAGACACUCACCAUCGAUGGAGUUCAAGCCCUUGGUCGGCCUGCAAGCUGAUGGCAAAUCUUCCUUGUGAAUCAAACCAUAGUUCAAUAUUAUAUGAGUUUAUUCUUAAACAGUGAUAGAUAGUUCAAUAUUGUAUAAGUUAAAAACCAUGAUAGAUAGUUCAAUAUUUUAAGAAAUUACGCUGUUGGGUUAACAUGUUCUUUUUUCAACUUCUGAAACUUGUUUGGUAUGCACUUAAAAUCCUAAAAUUGUAAAGUUUAAUUUUAUUUUAUGGGGUCAUUAUUUUUUCCAAUUACAUUUAAAGAAGGAGAUGACUUAUUUUACCUGUAUAAAUUCAAAAUUAAUAAUCUUUUUUCACGUAUUAUACUCUUCAAAUAUAGUUUUAGAGGGUUGUUUUGUUGGUCAGUCUGCGUAAAAUGUCAGUCAGCUUGUGGACCUAUAGCUCCCACAUGUCUAAGGCAUGAAGUGUAGAUGUACAAGACACUUGUGGACCUAUAGCUCCCACAUGUCUAAGGCAUGAAGUGUAGAUGUACAAGACACUUGUGGACCUAUAGCUCCCACAUGUCUAAGGCAUGAAGUGUAGAUGUACAAGACACUUGUGGACCUAUAGCUCCCACAUGUCUAAGGCAUGAAGUGUAGAUGUACAAGACACUUGUGGACCUAUAGCUCCCACAUGUCUAAGGCAUGAAGUGUAGAUGUACAAGACACUUGUGGACCUAUAGCUCCCACAUGUCUAAGGCAUGAAGUGUAGAUGUACAAGACACUUGUGGACCUAUAGCUCCCACAUGUCUAAAGCAUCAAGUGUAGAUGUACAAGACACUUGUGGACCUAUAGCUCCCACAUGUCUAAAGCAUCAAGUGUAGAUGUACAAGACACUGUUCAUUCUAAUGAUACACACAUUCCUGAGUUAUUUACCCUUGACAAUAGUUGACAAAGCUAUAAAGGGUGAUAAGUCUUGUGAAAAAAAGCUCUUGUCAAUCAUACAACAGUUCAAUAAUAAGAAACUCCUUUGCCUGAUUGUUAAUGAGCAUCGCACACUUGUGUAGUAUUUUAAAGCAAGAUAUUUUGACCAGGAGUAGUAUUCAAUCUUGUUAUAUUUAUUGAUCACAUGUCGGACAAAAUACGAUUAGAAAUAUAUAAGUUAACAGUUGUAAGUAUUGCCUGAAGUUUGCUUGAUUAUGAAGUGAUAGAACCUUGAUAAUUGUGAUAGAUUGCACAGAUAUAAAUAGUGUGUAAAUGCUUUGUGUUCAGAAAAGAAACUUUAUGGAUUCCUAGUCUGUGAUGUUCAUGUCUGAUAUUGAGACAAGAAAUAAACCACUAUGUUUGUUCAUGUUCCUGUUCAUAAGCAUUAUUAAAAAUAGUUCUUACAUGUAUAUUCAUGUGUGUAGAUACUGUAACUUGUAGAAAGGAAUCAAAUUAAAUUGUGAAUAAUUUGUCUAAAACAUAAACUCCACAUUAGCUUUACAUGUCCUUGCAAAUUAUGCUCUUGAUAGCCCAAGCAAACGAAUACAAACUUUGUAUUUGCAUGUCUGUCCCAAAAAUUAAAGCUGAGUGACAAAUUGUUUUUUAUGUGACAAGUUUUACAAUGUGAGGCAUUAAUAUCCCGUAAAUGAUCUGGGCCUGCAUUCACCAACAGAUUUGUAGAAAUAAGUCUAAAAAUAAAGAAUAUUCUUAAAACAGUAAUGUCCUUUAAUAACUUGAAAGUAAAGUCUAGCUUCACAGAUAACACAUAUAAUUGCAUCAUUGAUUAAUAAGAUUAUUUUGUUUAUGACAGAACAGCCACAUCCUACCUGUAUGUAUUAAAACUCUGAAUUAUUGUCCCCUACCGGUUUCACCGGAGGGGACUUAUGGUUUGCGCUAUGUGCGUCUGUCUGUGAGUCUGUCACACUUUUCUGGAGCCUGCGAUAACUUUAAAAGUUCUUCAUAUUUUUUCAUGAAACUUGAAACAUGGUCAGAUGGCAAUAUGGAGAUUGAAACAUGGUCAGAUGGCAAUAUGGAGAUUGAAACAUGGUCAGAUGGCAAUAUGGAGAUUAAUCAGAUUAUGCACAUCUUUUCAUUUUGUUUUUCAUCAAUAAUUCUAGUUGCUAUGGCAACAAAUAAAAAAAAAUCUGACAAUGGUGGAGCCGGUAGGGGACAUGUAUUGCUUAGCAAUAGUCAUGUUAUUCUGUGUGUCUAAUUCUAUUAUUUAUUCUUAAGAAUAAGAAUCGGUUGGUGAAUACAUGCCCUUAGCAACCAAAUUCUGCAAAUCCAAACUAUUUGUUGUUUUCCUAAAAUGCAUGUACUUAAGGUGUUAUUAUAGUGUAAAAAAACAACAAACAUUUUGUGCUGUUUUUCAGCCGUGCUUUGCACAGGGUAAACAUUUGGUUAUACUUGGAAGAUAGAAUCUAUUCGAGAUACGAGUAAAAAUGCAACAUGCUGACUAAAUUCUAUUAUAUGUUUUUACCAGAAGUGUUACAACUUUUUUUUUCAAAUUGAGUAACUUUGGUUGUGAUAAUAGUUGUUGUUUUUAUUGUCAGUUAUAUUAACUUGUUUGUACAUGUGACAGUUUAAAUGAGCCUGAUUAUAACUUGAACAACUAUGAUCAUGUAUUGUUUUACUCCAAAAUAGUUAACAUAAUAUACAAUGAAUCUGUGUGUUAAGCAUUAAACAAUACUUUGCAGAUUAAAUGAUUAGCACUUAUGUUGCUAAGGCUGUUGUAUGUAUUAAUUACUAUAUAGAUGCAACCUAAAGUCAUCUCAUAAAUAAAAUAAAAGAAAUACGCAAUUAUGCAGUUUCAUAAAAGGCACAUUUGUUUUCAGGCCUGUUUUACCUUCAUUACCACAUAGUGAUUUGAUGUGUUUAAUUGGUGCUUGGAAUAUUAGCUAAUCAAAUAGGGUCCAUUUAUGUUUCUUGUCAUGACAUUAUAAAUAAAACAAUUGGGCAUUGUGCAAUAUGCAUGUUAAAGUAAUUCUUAUUUAAGGUAUGGCAUUUAAACAAACUUUACAUACUUGGCUACAUUUUAGAAUCUGUCAAAUAAUUGAGCCUCACUCAGUUUGAAAACUGGGCGUAAAAUGUGUGCAUUAAGUGCCGUCCCAGAUGAGCUUGUGCAGUUUGCACAGGCUAAUCGGAGACAACCCUUUCUGUAUUGUCUGGAUUUUGGUUUAGUAGAGACUUCCUUUUAACAAAAAAUCCCUUAAAAGCUGAUGCACAUGCAUUAAACCUGGUUUUCCCGGAAAGAGGCUCAUAAUGAGGCAGUGAUUUUUGUUUGACUUUUGAGCUAGAUCAAGAGUCUUGUGUAUUCCAAAAUGGUUGUCCACAUUUUCUGAAACUGGACUUAUUUUAAGUUUUUUUUUGUCUCCUAUCUGAUCUCAUAUUUUAUAUCCAGCUCUGCAGUAUAAUGGUCAACCUAUCAGUUAUUACGGAAUGUCUGUCUUAAAUGACAAAAAUUGCCAUAAAUUUCAUAUAAAUAUCACAUGCUGCUGAGAGUGAAACAACCGAUUGUCUACCUUAUAAUGGUCAUUUGAAACCUGGCAUAAGAUGGGUACAAAAGCCACAGCAAAAAAUGUUAGCCUGUGAUAUUACUUAAGUUCUGUGGUCACAUGAGGUAUAAUAAAAAUGGUGUUCUAUUAAUCAUAUCUUCUGUGACUUUCAUGUAUUAUUCCAUAUUCAAUGAGUGUUUCAUGUUAUCAUUCCAAAAAAAACACCAACGAGCACACAGCUAAUAAAUUUUGCGCAUUGCUAGUUCCCUCAGUAGAGCCUUGGCAAGGUAAAAGAAUUAAAAUCCCUCUUGGGCCAGAGAACUGUUAGUCUUUGAAUUAUUUCUACAGCCAUUCUCCCCUACUUUUGAGUCAGGAAGGGAAGUUGUCAGUUAUUGCCAUAAAUAGAUGCUCUAAGAAUGGGCAAACUGCUUAGAAUCACUUUUAAGAAGUUAUUUUCCACAAUCAGUCAAAAGAUUAUGAUCCUUUCUCAUUAUUUGCUCAUACUAUUAAGCAAAUAUCUGUGAAACCAUUACCUUUGUUGUUUUUUAUGAAUUUCUUGUUCUCUCUUGAUGUACCAUUUCUAAAUGUGUUGUAGCUAGCUCAAUGUGAUACAUGUUCAUAUUGUUGACAUCUAUCUUCUGUUGCAUAUAGUUCUGAAUUUAUUUAUUAGCCUCGUUCUAGGAAAACAAGUCUUUAAAUUUCUUAGAGAUAAUCCAAUUUGGUGAGAAAAUGUCGUCCCUGUUUAGCCUGAAGCAGACUUCACAUGCUAAUCUGGGAGGACACUUUACACAUGCUUUAAGCUCUGUUUUCCCAGAUCGAGGCUCAUUUAUUUUCACUGUAUUGCUGUUACUGCAUGACAUACAAGUCAAAAUAAAAUACUGAGAAUCACAA
Messenger RNA from Dreissena polymorpha, 6641 nucleotides. RefSeq names its product myotubularin-related protein 6-like. Gene Ontology annotation, biological process: dephosphorylation. The record is from RefSeq and is a predicted model, not a curated record. Bases 95 to 2362 code for a protein of 755 amino acids. Lineage: Eukaryota; Metazoa; Mollusca; Bivalvia; Myida; Dreissenidae. Gene Ontology annotation, molecular function: phosphatase activity; metal ion binding. The transcript is spliced from 14 exons.